GACAACUGCAGCAUCUUCACAAUCUCAACUACGAACUUCAGGAGUACAACAGUCUCCUGCAGCAGUUGCAGUUGCAACAUCAACUACCAGCCAAAGUGGAGGUCUUCCGACAACCAUAACUCUUGCACCCCUUGCGUCAACCACUGGAGACAUCUUGAG
Messenger RNA from Amoebophrya sp. A25, 159 nucleotides. Lineage: Eukaryota; Dinophyceae; Syndiniales; Amoebophryaceae. The record is from the annotation of a GenBank genome assembly.